This is a messenger RNA of Hippoglossus stenolepis (Pacific halibut), 5092 nucleotides long. RefSeq names its product integrator complex subunit 2 (gene ints2). The transcript is spliced from 25 exons. Lineage: Eukaryota; Metazoa; Chordata; Actinopteri; Pleuronectiformes; Pleuronectidae. The record is from RefSeq and is a predicted model, not a curated record. Bases 353 to 3991 code for a protein of 1212 amino acids. Gene Ontology annotation, cellular component: integrator complex. Gene Ontology annotation, biological process: snRNA 3'-end processing.
AGUGUGGGCUGGAGCGUUGUGCUGUCAGUGCUGUCAGUGCUGUACACUGUGCAGACUGGGUCAGUCACGUCACUGACACACUGACACAGAUAAACUGUAGAUAAAGACCAGAUCUAAGUGGACAUGCGGAAACUACACGAGACAGGACGUGAAAGACAUAAAAGCUAAAGACAUCUCCAUAAACCUACCUACAGGCAGAUGUGUGGGCAGGCGCUCUCCCUCUUGUGGUUGGCGCAGGACUCUCCUGUGCAGCCCGGUGGUACGAAACCGAGUCCGAGGUCCCAAGGCCUUGGUGGUGAACGUUCUUCUUAGAGGACGUUGUCAUAACACGUGAGGGUGCAGCUGCAGAGAGAUGGCAGACAGUGCAGGGCUGCAGUCUGUCAGCGCCUUUGCUUUUGAAGCCAUGCAGAAGGUGGAUGUAGUGCGCCUGGCUGCCCUCAGUGAUCCAGAGCUCAGGCUGCUGCUGCCCUGCCUGGUGAGGAUGGCUCUGUGUGCUCCAGCUGAUCAGAGCCAGACCUGGGCUCAGGACAAGAAGCUCAUCCUCCGCCUGCUCUCAGGAGUGGAGGCUGUCAAUUCCAUUGUUGCUCUGUUGUCUGUUGACUUUCACGCCUUGGAGCAGGAUGCACGAAAGGAGCAGCAGCUCAGGCAUAAGGCUGGCGGCUCUAACGCAGAGAGCAUCCUGGUGUCACAGCUUCAGCAUGGCCUGACCCUGGAGUUUGAACACAGUGAUCCCCUGAGGAGGCUCCGUCUGACACUCAGUGAACUGUUGGCCAUCAUGAAUAAGGUGACGGACUCAAAUGGAGAAUUUUUCUUAAAGUCUUCUGAACUCUUUGAAAGCCUGGUUUACUUGGAAGAGGUCGCAGAUGUCCUCUGUAUUUUACAAGCAGAGCUGCCGUCCUUGCUACCCAUUGUGGAUGUAGCCGAAGCUUUGCUACAUGUACGCAAUGGUGAUUGGUUUCUGUGUCUGUUGGUUGCCAAUGUCCCUGACAGCUUCAAUGAAGUUUGCAGAGGUUUGAUCAAGAAUGGCGAACGGCAGGAUGAGGAGAGUCUUGGAGGUCGACGCAGGACUGAAGCACUCCGGCAGUUAUGUCAGAUGAACCCCUCACAAGCCCUCAACAUCAGAGCCAUGGUGAUGGAGGAGUGCCACCUGCCUGGCCUGGGUGUGGCCCUGACUCUUGACUAUAAACCAGACACACCAGAUGAAGCUGUCAGUCCUCUGGUCUCUUAUGUGAGCGGACUGCUGCUGGGCACCAACAGCAAAGUCCGUACCUGGUUCAGCAUGUUUAUUCGCAAUGGACAACAGCGAAAGAGAGAAAGCAGCUCGGUCCUGUGGCAGAUGCGCAGACAGCUGCUGCUGGAGCUGGUCGCCAUCCUGCCGCGGUCACGCAGCACCCACAUGCCCAAUGACGGUGACAUGGAAGGGGAGGGCAGCUCAGGGUACUCUGGCCUGAGAGAGGAGCAUGUGGUGAAGGCCAGUGCUCUGCUCCGACUCUACUGUGCCCUCAUGGGCAUCGCAGGCCUCAGACCGACAGAUGAAGAGGCAGAGCAGCUACUACAGCUCAUGACCAGUCGGCCUCCAGCAACUCCUGCUGGCGUUCGCUUUGUUUCCCUGUCCUUCUGCAAGCUGCUCGCCUUCCCCACUCUGGUCAGCACUCCAGAGCAGGAGCAGCUGAUGGUCAUGUGGCUCAGCUGGAUGAUCAAAGAGGAGGAAUACUUUGAGAGUGCUGCGGGCGUAUCUGCUUCUUUUGGAGAGAUGCUAUUACUGGUUGCCAUGUAUUUCCAUAGCAACCAGCUCAGCUCCAUUAUUGAGUUGGUGUGCUCUACUUUGGGGAUGAAGAUUGCCAUCAAGCCGAGCUCUCUGAGCAAGAUGAAGACGAUCUUCACGCAGGAAAUCUUUACAGAACAGGUCGUCACAGCCCAUGCGGUUCGGGUCGCUGUGACCAAUAACUUAAGUGCAAACAUCACAGGAUUCCUCCCAAUUCACUGCAUCUACCAGCUGCUUCGGAGCCGAGCUUUCACCAAGCACAAAGUGUCCAUCAAGGAUUGGAUUUAUCGCCAGCUCUGUGAGACCAACACCCCCAUCCACACCCAACUGAUCCCUCUAAUUGAUGCCUAUAUCAACUCCAUCCUCACUCCAGCAUCCAAGGCCAACCCAGAGGCCACCAACCAGCCUAUCACUGAGCAGGAGAUCCUCAGUGUCUUCCAGAGCGCUGCAGGGCAAGGGGAGGGUGGUCGAGGGGGACGACAGCGCUACUCCAUCACCACCCAACUGCUUAUCCUCUACUACAUCCUGUCAUAUGAGGAGAAUCUGUUGGCUAGCACCAAACAACUAGCCCUGAUGCAGAGGAAACCAAAGUCGUACUCAGCAGCCUUGAUGGACCAUAUCCCUAUUAAGUACUUGGUUACCCAGGCCCAGGGACUGCAGCAGGAGCUUGGGGGCCUGCACUCUGCCCUGCUGAGGCUGCUGGCCACCAACUUCCCCCACCUGUGUCUAGUGGAGGACUGGGUGUGUGAGGAGGAGGUGACUGGUACCCUGCCCCUGCUGAGGAGAAUGAUGCUCCCCAGCAACACCUGCAGAUACACUCAGAGCCAGCUCCACCAGGCCUUCCAGAAGUUGCCGUCCAGCAGUCCCAGGUUGAUGCGGAUCCUGGAGCACUUAACGCUGCUUUCACCUGGAGACCUGAUCCCUUAUGCAGAAGCACUCACAGCCAGCAUGGCUCUGCUGCUGGAGCCCGACGUGCCUCGUCGCAUAUUGCAGACCCUCAACAAGCUCUGGAUGGGCCUCAACACUGUGAUGCCCCGCAGGUUGUGGGUGAUGACAGUGAACGCACUCCAAGCCUCAGCGAAGCUGCUUAGGCAGCAAACAUACACUCAAAACGAUCUGAUGGUGGAUCCGCUCAUUGUGCUGCGCUGUGAUCAGAGGGUGUACAGGUGUCCUCCCGUGAUGGACAUAGUUCUUCACAUGCUGAAUGGCUACCUGCUAGCCUCAAAAGCCUACCUACAGUGCCACCUGAAAGAGACAGCUGACUUUGAACGGCAGAGCCAGACAGUCACAAGCCUGGGGGUCCCUGGACAGCCAGAUACACCUGAGGUCACCAGGGAGGAACUGAAGAACGCACUUCUUGCUGCACAGGAUAGCGCAGCAGUCCAGCUUCUCCUUGAGGUGUGUCUGCCAACGUCCGAGGAGCAGCAGCUGGGGGCCAACACAGAGAGCCUGCUGAAGAGCAUCAAGGGUCCCAUGCCAGGGAAAUUGAAAGAGGGAAGCCCGGGGCCGAGGGCCAGCAGAGUCCUGGAGGAAGCUGAGCCAGAGGGAGGCCUGCUCAGUGACUUGAGGGAGGUGCAAUGUCUCAUCUGUUGUCUGCUACAUCAGAUGUUCAUCGCUGACCCCAACAUUGCCAAGUUGGUUCACUUUCAGGGUUACCCUCAAGCUCUGUUGCCUUUAACUGUGGCAGGCAUCCCCUCCAUCCAUAUCUGUUUGGACUUCAUCCCAGAGCUGCUGGCCCAGCCCCAGCUGGAAAAGCAGAUCUUUGCAAUCCAAUUGCUGUCAUACUUGUGUACCCAGUACGCUCUCCCCAAGUCCCUCAGUGUGGCCAGGUUGGCCGUCAGUGUGAUGGGGACCCUCCUCACAGUGCUGACUCAUGCCAAGCGUUUCUCCUUCUUCAUGCCCACACUGCCGUGCCUGGUGGCCUUCUGCCAGGCCUUCCCCCCACUCUACGAUGAAGUGGCAGCUCUGCUGGUACAAGUGGGCCAAGUUUGUGCCUCUGAUGUAGCCACCAAAGCCAGGGACGUUGACCCUCUCAUUGCCCGCCUGCAGUAUCUGAAAGAGAAGCCUCAGGAAGCUGUGGUUCAAGGAGGAGGCGGCUCCUCGAAGCUGACUUUACCUCAGAAGACAGCAGAGGAACUGGGUGGAACUGACCCUGAUGUUCAACUGUGUUACUGUGUCGAAGCCACAUUCAUGGACAUCAUCAGCACCACCCUUCAUGGACUAUAGGCCACACGCACAUUCUGGAGGGAGAGGAGGGACAGCGCUUCAACCGACAACUCUUAACACAGACCCCGACAGACAGUCACACUCCUGAGUUGAGGGCUGCACGGUAUUAGGAUAACAUACGAUAUGAGAUAACGAUGUUGAAUAUCGCGAUGAAUUGAAUUAUGAAUUACAUUUUUAACAUUUUAUCUAUUUUGUAUGAGCUGCAUUUCUUGUAUGAAAGGUACGACAGAAAUCAAGUUUAUUAUUAAAUUAUAUCAAUCAAUAUCGCUAAUUGAAAUGUUACAUUAUUAUUCAUUUUAGGUUUAAAGACACAGAGUUUUGCUCCUUAAAACAUUAAACAAAAAACGUAGGUAGAUCUAUGAAGUAUGUUACCUCCUCACUGUGUUUGAACAAUGCAUUCGCCAAAUAAUUGAUAUAUAUUGCAUUACUUUUGUUAUAUUGAAGUCGAUGAAAUGCAUCUUUUGAUAUUUAUUGAUAUUGUUGGACUGCCCAGCUCUAUAGUGUUAUUUUGAGUCUUUUCAUACAGGUUUGGACCGUGAAGUUAUUAUUUCGCAGGUUUUACCAUCAGUAAUUUACUUCUGUGUCUCCAGCAUUCGCGCUGCGCACUGCGGCCACUAUCGCGCAUGUUGAUAUCGCGAAGAUGAUACAUUUUCGAUAUAUCGUGCAGCCCCACUGAGAAGGGCUUAUGUCAACACACAUCCACUCAUCUUCAACAAAUGGACUCGUAUCGAUGUUGACUUGAUCAAGGGCUUUCAGAGGUUGUGGGUUGCCUUCAUUAUUUUCACAUAUUGGGAUUUGCACUCUCUAUCCACUCUGGUCUCUUUGGUCAGUCAUGUUGUGAAAAAGACAUUCUUUACCAGCAGGCUCCUUCUUGACAUGUUAUAAAUAAACAACGAUUCCCAAUGUAUGUAGAGAAUGUGUGUUAUGUGCUCUGUGACCGUUUUUAGAAAGUAGAAUACUGAAAAUGUCAAAUGGAUACAUUUUCUUGACCUCAGCUGGCAUAUUUUUCUAAGCUGCAAGUGUUAUAACUUUUCUCAUCAACUGAAAUGUAUGUAGAGCUUUUUUAUUGUAUUUGUAAUAAAACAAUGAUUUUAUUGAUAA